Molecule: messenger RNA, 1762 nt
Organism: Sinocyclocheilus grahami
Lineage: Eukaryota; Metazoa; Chordata; Actinopteri; Cypriniformes; Cyprinidae
Product: MAGUK p55 subfamily member 2-like
Exons: 8
Coding region: 1-1056 (351 amino acids)
Molecular function (GO): protein binding
Source: RefSeq, a predicted model, not a curated record
AUGGCUGGGAGUCUCUAUAACAGAUCGUCCCUGGAGGAGAUUGGAUCGAGCAGUUCUCUAGAGGGUCCAGGAGAUCUGCAGGCCUUUGUGAAGUGUCACUUUGACUAUGACCCCUCUCAUGACAACCUGAUCCCCUGUAAAGAAGCUGGACUCAAAUUCAGCAGUGGAGACAUCCUUCAGAUCUUCAACCAGGAGGACCCCAACUGGUGGCAGGCAUGUCAUCUGGAAGGAGGCAGUGCAGGCCUGAUCCCCAGUCAGCUGCUAGAGGAGAAGAGAAAAGCAUUUGUCAAGAGAGACCUGGAGCUCUCUAGCACAGGGCCUCUGUGUGCAGGGAUUGGGGGUAAGAAGAAGAAGAAGAUGAUGUACUUGACCACCAAGAAUGCUGAGUUCGACCGACAUGAGUUGAGGAUCUACGAGGAAGUGGCCAAGGUGCCUCCAUUCCGCAGGAAGACGCUGGUUCUGAUUGGAGCACAGGGUGUGGGCCGCCGCAGCUUGAAAAAUAAACUUUUGGUGUCGGACCCGCACCGUUAUGGAACCACCACACCUUACACAUCUCGUAAACCCAAGGUGGAUGAGAAGGAGGGGCAGAUGUACCUGUUUAUGUCUCGCAGUGAGAUGGAAUCCGACAUUAAAUGUGGCCGUUUCCUUGAACACGGGGAAUAUGAUGGAAAUCUGUACGGCACCAAGAUUGACUCCAUUCAUGAGGUUGUGGACUCCGGCAAGGUUUGCAUUCUAGAUGUCAAUCCGCAGGCACUCAAAGUUCUGCGAACAGCCGAGUUUCUUCCAUAUGUGGUGUUCAUCGAAGCCCCAAACUUUGAGGUUCUGAAAGACAUGAACAGAUCUGCCAUUGAGGCUGGUGUUGUGACUAAACAGAUGACGGAUUCAGAGCUCAAACGGACAGUGGAUGAGAGUGAAAGGAUCCAGAGGGCGUACAGUCACUAUUUUGACCAUAGCAUUGUGAAUGAUAACCUGGACGGAGCGUACCGCAGCCUCAGGAGGGCACUGGACAGACUCAACACAGACCACCAGUGGGUUCCUGUCAGCUGGGUCUUCUGAGAGCAGUUGGGUUCUUCGGUCUGCAUUUCUCACAGUGGCUAGAAGUCUAGUUAACUGCUGUAAUCUAUGUGAACUUGCCUGUUAGAUUUUUUGCACAAAAAGCACGACAAUACAAAGCUAGUUUAUUAUUUUGUAAAGAAACGAAGCUGAUCUGUAUAUCUGUAUUUGUUCUGUACAGUGCUGUAUGUUUGUUAUUCCUGUGAGAGUAGGGCUGUAUAUUUGUAUAGAAACUGUAGAAUAUGUUUUAGCACCCUACGUUACAAUAAAGAUACUCAGAAUUAUGUUGGAUGUAUCAAUGCUAUAUGAUUACGUAGUGUUUUGCAGGGAUUAAGUUUCAGUGUAUUAAAAGCAGAAUUGAAGAUCGUUUUGGCGUGUCAUAUUCUGGUGCAUGUUCUGAUUUGUUUGCGUUCUUGUAACGUUUGUUAGUACAAAAUCUAUUUCAGUUCAGAAAACAGUCAAAUGUGUCACGAAAUACGUAAUUUGAUUGGUAUUUAUGCAUUAUAAAAAGAUAAAAAAUUCAAAUUGUAUCAUUCCAAUACAAAAAUUCUAGAAUGUUUCACUGUGACUGAUCAAUCGCAGCAUUCUGCAUUCAUAUAUUUUUCUAUAAUGAUGGUAAACUGUAUAACUGACCUUUGCCCAGGAAACUGAUUUCCGACAUGGCUGUACUAGUUUCACUGUGUCUCUCGUAUCACUCCACACUCUCUUC